Messenger RNA from Cantharellus anzutake, 781 nucleotides. RefSeq lists its product as uncharacterized. The transcript is spliced from 7 exons. Bases 92 to 781 code for a protein of 229 amino acids. The record is from RefSeq and is a predicted model, not a curated record. Lineage: Eukaryota; Fungi; Basidiomycota; Agaricomycetes; Cantharellales; Hydnaceae.
GUUGGUUCUUGUUCCAAAAACAGGCGCUGAAGUUAUCAUCGUUGCACUCUGUGCCCGCUCUGUGGCAGCCGCGCGCGCAAGUUGACUGGACAUGCAAGCGAACGGUACAGUCAGCCUUGACCCACCCCCUCCAUCGCACUCUACACAAGGGAAGGGUGAGAGAAACAACAACCCCGAAGUGCUAUCAAGAGAGAUGGAGGUUGUUGUCACCAUUGGCAUCAACAUUUCAUUCUCUUUCCUUUCACUUCCCCCCCUACGCUCCGCGAUCGAGAAAGAGAGAGAGAGCGCGAUGAUCUUCUCUACCAUUUUACAAGCUCUUGCAUACAUCGGUCUCAUCUCUACCGCCCCUUCGCCAUUCGAGGUUGACAAUGGUCUCGUUGGUCCACCGGGUGAAAUCCAUUUUAUCAACGUUACUGAGGGGCGAAGAGUCAACGUCAGGUUUCUCGGAGGGAAUUGGACGGAUCCGCAUGGCAAAGUAUUUGCCAAAAUUCUUCCUGGUAUCGGUGGAGAACAAGGGUACUUCGAUACCGUAAAGCCUCCAGUAUUCCAUCUAGAUGUUCGACAAACCAUACAGUUCGUGAGCGAUGGAAGAUACGGUUACGUCCAAUUGAAAGGUUUCAGACUUGGAAAUCUUGGUCCUGCCAUCUUAUCCGUUGAGACAGACUCGGCCGAUAACCUCAAAUGGAACAACCAAAUUUUGUAUUCCCUUGGUAACUUCUCCAGUACCGGCGUGUCAGCUCCUAUCUGGGCGGUGGGACCGCCUGCACUCCCGCCUAAGUGA